GAGUAACAGCACGCAGCCCAAUACUGCAGUGGCUGCUAUUGACUUGUAGUCCAAGUCUGAUAUAUGUUAUGUUGAUGGAGACCAUGGAGUUUGUUUCUGUUAUGCAUGUUCCUCGUAAUUUCAAUAUUAUUUUUUACCAAAUAUCUCUUUACCUUUAGUCAAUAGUAUUGCACACCAAAACAUGAAUAAAUCAUCAUCACAGCAAAGAAGAGUGUUCAAACUGUCACUCUUCCAAACAGUCUCAAAACGGAGAUGGACAAGUCCGAAAAUAGAGCAGAGAAUGAACAACUCAAGCUCUCUAAGUAUGGGGAUGGUUCUAUUUGUGGCUACAAUUCCCUUCAGCAUCUUCUCAAGGAAAAUCUCAAACCUCAUCACUUCCAGGAAGUCAAUCGUCUGCUUACAGGGCUUAAUUGUGGAAAAGUACUUGAAACAAUCGCUCUACCGGAAUCUGCCACAGCUCUCUCCAUGGAACAUGGUUUUGACCUCCAGGCUUUCUGCUUUCAUGCUGAUAAAGAAGUAUUAAGGGAACCUCGAGUUGUGAGGGUUGGUUUGAUUCAGAACUCUAUUGCCCUCCCAACAACUGCGCACUUUAUCGACCAAAAAAAGGCUAUCUUUGAGAAAGUAAAGCCCAUUGUUGACGCUGCCGGUUCAUCAGGGGUCAACAUAUUAUGCUUGCAAGAAUUUUGGAUGAUGCCAUUUGGUUUCUCUACACGAGAGAAGAAGUGGUGUGAAUUUGCAGAACCUGUUGACGGGGAAUCAACUGAAUUUUUGCGAAGCUUUGCACUGAAGUAUAACAUGGUGAUUAUAAGCCCAAUUCUUGAGAGGGAUAUGAACCACGGAGAAAUUAUUUGGAACACUGCCGUUGUAAUUGGGAAUCACGGCAAUAUAAUUGGCAUACACAGGAAGAACCAUGUAACAAGAGUUGGAGACUUUACUGAGAGCACAUAUUAUAUGGAAGGAAAUACAGGUCACCCAGUAUUUGAAACAGAAUUUGGAAAGAUUGCCAUUAAUAUAUGUUAUGGUAGGCACCAUCCUUUGAACUGUUUAACUUUUGGCUUGAAUGGCGCCGAAAUUGUUUUCAACCCUUGUGCCACUGUUGGUGGACUCACUGAAGCAAUGUGGCCAAUAGAGGCACGUUAUGCUGCAAUAACAAAUAGUUACUUUGUUGCUGCAAUCAACCGCGUUGGGACUGAGAUAUUCCCCAAUCCAUUUACUUCUGGUGAUGGCAAGCCAGCACAUACAGAUUUGGGAUAUUUUUAUGGAUCAAGCUAUGUUUCAGCACCAGAUGCAUCCUGCACGCCGUCUUUAUCACGUAACAGUGAUGGUUUAUUAAUAACAGACAUGGAUCUUAACCUGUGUAGGCAGUUUAAAGACAAGUGGUGUUUCAGAAUGACUGCGCGAUACGAGUUGUAUGCGGAGACACUUGCUAAGUAUGUGAAACCAGACUUUGAGCCUCAAGUCAUCCGUGAUCCGUUACUUCAUAAGAGAUCCUCAUGACCUGUGCUAGAAAGUCUUGAUAUGCUUUCAUUGCAUUCUUUCCAAACGGUUUUCUGUGUGUGAUAUUAUGUCCGAAAGAAACAACCUCAAAUGAAGUUAUCAAUAUUCAGCUUGAUGUAUUAAAUUCAGUUCUCAGUAGACUGUCAAGAACAGGCAAAAUAACCUCUCUUUUUUUCCUUUCUAAGAUGCACUAAUUCAAUAAUGCAUAAAUAAAAUGAAUGUGAAGUAAUUUUCCUUUGUUUUAAUUA
Medicago truncatula (barrel medic) is the source of this 1745-nucleotide messenger RNA. RefSeq names its product beta-ureidopropionase. Lineage: Eukaryota; Viridiplantae; Streptophyta; Magnoliopsida; Fabales; Fabaceae. The record is from RefSeq and is a predicted model, not a curated record. The transcript is spliced from 6 exons. Gene Ontology annotation, molecular function: beta-ureidopropionase activity. Bases 253 to 1497 code for a protein of 414 amino acids.